AUGUCCGGCCGCGGGAAGCAGGGCGGGAAAGCCAGAGCGAAGGCGAAGACGCGCUCUUCGCGGGCCGGGCUGCAGUUCCCGGUGGGCCGCGUGCACCGCCUGCUGCGGAAGGGCAACUACGCCGAGCGGGUGGGCGCCGGGGCGCCGGUCUACCUGGCGGCCGUGCUGGAGUACCUGACGGCCGAGAUCCUGGAGCUGGCGGGCAACGCGGCGCGCGACAACAAGAAGACGCGCAUCAUCCCGCGCCACCUGCAGCUGGCCGUGCGCAACGACGAGGAGCUGAGCAAGCUGCUGGGCAGGGUGACCAUCGCCCAGGGCGGCGUCCUGCCCAACAUCCAGGCCGUCCUCCUGCCCAAGAAGACCGAGAGCCACAAGGCCAAGGCCAAGUGA
Gekko japonicus is the source of this 390-nucleotide messenger RNA. RefSeq names its product histone H2A-IV-like. The transcript has a single exon. Gene Ontology annotation, molecular function: protein heterodimerization activity; DNA binding; structural constituent of chromatin. The record is from RefSeq and is a predicted model, not a curated record. The coding region runs from base 1 to 390 and encodes 129 amino acids. Lineage: Eukaryota; Metazoa; Chordata; Lepidosauria; Squamata; Gekkonidae. Gene Ontology annotation, cellular component: nucleosome.